GGUCCUUUUUCACGGUUAGGGUCGGAGGAAAACCUAAUUCGUCCGGAGCAUCUCUACCUCUCUCUCGCCAAACCCAUCUCUGUUGUAGCUUGUGAUGGAUCCAGCACAGAACACAAGUGCAGGGAUUGGUGGGAGUGGGAGCAAUGGUACAAUUAGAUAUCAAACCAAUGAUGGGACUUCAACUGUUGCUGAUGAUUCAAAGGAGAAUCUGAGCCAAGUCAUAAACUCUAUUGAGAAAACUUUGGGAGUCCUUCAUCAGUUACACCUUACCGUCACUUCUUUCACACCCGCGUCUCAGCUCCAUCUCCUCCAGCGCCUUAACUCUCUUGUGAUGGAGCUUGAUAACAUGACUAAGUUGUCUGAGAAAUGCAACAUUCAAGUCCCCAUGGAAGUUCUUAACUUGAUUGAUGAUGGGAAAAACCCGGAUGAGUUUACGAAAGAUGUUCUUAAUAGCUGCAUAGCUAGAAAUCAAGUUACAAAGGGCAAGACUGAUGCUUUUAAGGAUUUGAGAAAACAUAUUCUGGAAGAGCUUGAACAGACUUUUCCUGAUGAAGUCGAUAUGUAUAGAGAAAUCCGUGCUAGUUCUGCCGCUGAAGCGAAACGGCUGGCGCAAUCGCAAAGUGUGUUACCAAAUGGGGAUGCAAAGAUGAGCGACGUAUUUGAAGGGUACGAGCGCCAAUACUGCGAGCUCUCAACCAAUCUCUCCAGAAAAUGUCACUCUGCAUCGGUUCUCUCCGACGGAGAAGAUAAGAAGGGGAAGAUUGCUGAGAUAAAAUCUGGAAUAGACGAAGCUGAUGUCUUGAUCCGGAAAAUGGAUCUUGAGGCUAGAAGUUUGCAGCCGAGUGCUAAAGCUGUGUGUCUUUCUAAACUAAGAGAGUAUAAAUCUGAUCUAAACCAAUUGAAGAAGGAAUUCAAACGAGUCUCUUCUGCAGAUGCUAAGCAGUCUUCCCGUGAAGAAUUGAUGGAAUCCGGGAUGGCGGAUCUGCAUGCAGUAUCUGCUGAUCAAAGAGGAAGAUUGGCAAUGUCAGUGGAGAGGCUUGACCAAUCCAGCGACCGAAUCAGGGAGAGUAGAAGACUAAUGCUGGAGACAGAAGAGGUUGGCAUCUCAAUUGUCCAAGAUUUGAGUCAGCAACGACAAACCCUCCUUCAUGCGCACAACAAGCUUCAUGGUGUGGAUGACGCCAUUGACAAGAGCAAGAAGGUGUUGACGGCUAUGUCAAGAAGAAUGACAAGGAACAAGUGGAUUGUUACUUCGGUAAUUGUGGCUCUCAUUCUCGCCAUCAUUUUGAUCAUCUCAUACAAGCUUUCUCAUUAAUAUACUCAAAAAAACAUAAUUCAUCGU
This is a messenger RNA of Arabidopsis arenosa, 1342 nucleotides long. The record is from the annotation of a GenBank genome assembly. Lineage: Eukaryota; Viridiplantae; Streptophyta; Magnoliopsida; Brassicales; Brassicaceae.